This is a messenger RNA of Salvelinus sp. IW2-2015, 1554 nucleotides long. Its product is annotated as protein Dr1-like. Gene Ontology annotation, cellular component: negative cofactor 2 complex. Gene Ontology annotation, biological process: negative regulation of transcription by RNA polymerase II; RNA polymerase II preinitiation complex assembly. Gene Ontology annotation, molecular function: protein heterodimerization activity; RNA polymerase II general transcription initiation factor activity; TBP-class protein binding. Lineage: Eukaryota; Metazoa; Chordata; Actinopteri; Salmoniformes; Salmonidae. The record is from RefSeq and is a predicted model, not a curated record.
AUAUACCGGAAAGGGGUUUUGUUUGCGUGGAUCGUUUCCUCAGAAAUUUCAGUGCCGAACUGCCGGUGAACCGAACUUAACAGAAUAAAUGAAUUAAAGUAUUUCGUUCGGCCGAUAAAGGAACAGUAGUUCUCGUUCCAGUGUAUACAGGAUGUUGGUUUAAACAGUGUUUUGGGGAUCAACACUGCGUUACGAAAUGAUCCCAACGACACGCUUGCUAUAGCCAUGUCCUCAAAAGCCGCUGCAGGUAACUAACUAGCUAAUGUUAGCUAGACUAACGCGUUGCGAUAGAUGGACCAUAGCUUGCUAACUCGCUAGCUGGUUUUCAUUUUCUCUUGUCCUCACCAUCGUGUUUUACUUAGACCUAUUCGUUACAUUCCACGUCUCUACAGUAACAUUAGGAUAUGCUGUGUCAAUAGACUUUUGUGUAGCUAGUUUGCAUAGCUAGUUUAACUUUUAAACCCAACUAGCCAACGUUAGCGUCUAGCCCACGACAUUUUCAACACGUAACGUUAGCUAGUUAGCCCUCUGCGGUACCCUACCAUCAAAUCAAGCUUUCCCCCAGUUUCGUUUUUUAUUAACUUGAGAAACUAGUUCUCUUGAAUACGAUGGCUUCUUCGUCGGGAAACGAUGACGACCUCACCAUUCCCAGGGCAGCCAUCAACAAAAUGAUCAAAGAAACUCUGCCCAACGUACGGGUUGCCAACGAUGCAAGAGAGCUUGUUGUGAACUGCUGCACAGAGUUCAUACAUCUAAUCUCAUCAGAGGCGAAUGAAAUAUGUAACAAGUCUGAAAAGAAGACCAUAUCACCUGAACACGUCAUUAAUGCACUUGAAAGCUUGGGUUUUGCGUCGUACAUCACAGAGGUGAAGGAUGUCCUGCAGGAGUGUAAAACAGUAGCACUUAAAAGGAGGAAGGCCAACUCUCGCCUGGAAAACUUGGGCAUCCCAGAGGAAGAGCUCCUCAGACAACAGCAGGAACUAUUUGCUAAGGCACGGCAGCAGCAGGCCGAGCUGGCCCAGCAGGAGUGGCUCCAGAUGCAGCAAGCUGCCCAGCAGGCCCAGUUGGCUGCAGCAUCCGCCAGCGCUGGACAGCAGGCUGGCUCCUCCCAGGAUGAGGAUGAUGAGGAUGACAUGUGAUUAUGAAGAUGAUCCCUGGGUCUGGGCUGCAACAUUUGGAACAGAUAAUAAAAACAAGAAUUUCUUAUUGGAUAACUACAGAUAGUAGGCUACCACCUGUUUCUGGCUGUUUUCAUCCGUUUCGUGACUGCUGAACACGACCCAGGCCAUAUCCCUUGUCUUAGGACAGUGUCGGCAAGCAGCCCUCUCUUUCUCACUCCGAACACUCUCAUUGGCAGUGAUUUGAGCUGUGUUUGGACAUAAUCCCACCAGUCCAGUAUCAGGAGUUCACAUUAUGGACAGUUUCAAGGUACAUAGAUAUGGGGAAUUUUAUUAUAUAUAUGUUUUUAUUGUCACAUACUAGGUAGACAUUUUUUUCUUUUUUGACAGAAGUACCUGAAAACACAUUUGAAUAAAGAUACAUUUUCAAGCUUUC